Folsomia candida is the source of this 2079-nucleotide messenger RNA. Its product is annotated as DNA polymerase delta subunit 2. The record is from RefSeq and is a predicted model, not a curated record. Gene Ontology annotation, cellular component: delta DNA polymerase complex. NCBI's taxonomy places the organism in Eukaryota, Metazoa, Arthropoda, Collembola, Entomobryomorpha, Isotomidae. Gene Ontology annotation, molecular function: DNA binding. Gene Ontology annotation, biological process: DNA strand elongation involved in DNA replication; DNA replication. Bases 133 to 1959 code for a protein of 608 amino acids. The transcript has 4 exons.
CUAUAACAAACGGGAAAUAAGCGAGGGGAUUUUUUACUGGCGGUCUUGUGAAGUUCAUACGUAUAGCCAGAGAACAUUUUGAAAAAUGAUGAAAAUGGUGAAAUAUCGUAGAAAAAUAUCGUGACAAAGGACAUGGAGUUGGGUGGUGAAGGUGGAGAAAUUCUCAACAAAAAGUGCAAUAAGAGUAAUAAAAGUAUUAAUCAUGUUGAAGAUAUUCAGCAAGAUGCACAAGAGAAGGGGGAGAAGGACAACAAGUCCAAAUUGUUUGACACUUUCGACUGGGAGACAAUGUCCGUGUCGGAACAAGGUGAUCUAGACUUUACCUUGUUUAUGUCGACACCCACCACGCCUUUUUCCGUGUCGUCUUAUUCGCCACGGCCAAGUGUCAAAAAAACAUACAACGGUCUUCUCUCCCCUCCAGAUUUCUCAGCCUAUCUCAACACCAACAAUAAUGUUCCUCCACAAGUUGUGAAACCCGUCGUAAUUUCAGAAACGGUUCACACCCACAGUAUUGCCGACUUUGUAGCUUGUGGACCCACGGCUAGGCCACCAAGAAAAAAUAGAAGUCGUAGCAAGCAACUGUUGGCUCAAAAUGUGUCGUCACGGCGUUUGAGAACAUUUCAAGCUCGACUCGAAAGGUUUCGACCCUGUCUCAAGGGCCAAAUUGCAUCUUUGCAGGAAUGGAACCAAGUCAAACUGGUUGAAGAUAUUUAUAGCAUUUCGUCCAUGGGAUUAAAUACGAGCCAGUCAGACGACACCGCAGGUGACGCUGUUGAGAUUGAAUAUGACCAAAUCCAGGGCGUCGGUUUCAGGAGAUUUGAAGAAUCCAUAGUUAUUAUUGGCUACAUCUUCAAAGUGACACCAGCGUCUCUCACCACAAAGGAGAAACUUUGUGCAGAGAUUGGAGUUUACAACAUUCCCUUGAAGCCAGUAAUUGAGCCGUGUCUGUUUCUGGAAGAUGCGACAGCUAAAAUUCGUCUACGUCUGACUCGGCAAACCGACAGGAAAAGAUUCACAUUGUCUCAGAUUGUUUCCGGCAUUCCAGUUGCCAUCAAGGGGAUUUGUGCUGAGGGAAUGUUAUGGGUCGAAGAUGUCCUGUUUGUGACACAUCCAUCACCACCCAUCCCAUUGUCUUGUAUUACGAACGAAGUAGAUAUGGUGUGGUCGAAAUAUAUUUACGUAUUCGUGUCUGGUAUAAACAUUGGGAUGCGUUAUACUAAUUGGGCAGCACUUGACUCACUUUUUGACUAUCUGCAAGGAUUAUCUGGUUCGGAACUAGAACAUGAAUCCAUCUUGAGGAGAAGCACUAGAGUGUUCUUUAUUGGAAAUUCUUUUCCAAAAAGGAAGAGAUGGGAUCCUGAUCGUCGAGAGGAAAUGACUGCAGCAAAUUGUAGCAUUGCUGAUAAAUUAGAUUACUAUUUGACAGGUUUAACAAAUACAACGGAAGUAUUCAUUGUUCCAGGGGAAAAUGAUCCAACACACAAAAUGACAUUACCUCAGCCUCCUCUACACAAGCAAUUGUUUCCUAACGCCAUGCAACGCGCAACGUUCCGAUGCUUAACAAACCCGGCUAAAGUUUAUUUAGGAAUAUCUGACACCAGCGGAAAAAGUGAACAUCAUUUUGAUGAAAAUAUAAUGAAUUUAGUGCUGAGUAGUGGACUCAAUGUGAAGGAAACGAUGAACAAUUGUGAAAUCAGUUGUCCUUUGGAGAUGUGUGUACAUUUAUUAAAAUGGUCUCAUCUUUAUCCUGCGUCCACUGAUGAUGGAGAGAUUGCAGAGGAACUAUUUUCUUUGUCACAAUUGCCUCACUUAUUUGUAGUUGGAGGCUUAUCUUGUUUUAAGGUUAAAAAAUGGAAUGGUGUCAAAAUUGUUAGUGUUCCUCCGUUUUGGUCCACAGGGACAGUUAUCACAAUGCACAAAAAUGGUGCCAUCACUCCAAUUCACUUUAAGGUUUCGUGAGUCGUGCGUUACGUAAUCUAAUUUAGUAUUAAAGGUUGUAAGAACUAUUCUGGUCAUCAUACAGCUAUCAUGAAAUUUUUACAAGAAUAUAAUGAAUGAAUCGUCCAUUUAAAAAUAUUA